GUAGUAGUUAAUCUGCCUUGGCUUUUGGCUUUAAAAUCUUUUCUCCUUUGCAAUGUAUCAUUUACUGUUAGCCUUGUUCUUAAGGCUCUUUUCCUACUUCAGUGAUUCUUGGGGUUCUUUCUCUGACAAACCUUUGAUUCUCUGUAUAGCCUUACCUACAAGUCCCUUGUCCCAAGAUUUCAGAGUGUACCCAAGUUUCAAUGCCUGAAGAGGUGUGUAGAGGGUUUUUUGUGUUGAACCUUUGGGUCCCUGCAGCAAAAUAAGGCACAUUUAGACCCAGAGGAGCUGUUGAAAAGCUUGUCCAGCUUAAUGAUUAACACCUUGCAAUGCUAUGUGAGUGUCAGGACAAAGAGACCUCUGGACUCCUGAGCUCUCCUAAAAGAAGCCCUUGCACAAAACGCAUCCACUUACUAGAGAGGACUAACUCUCUGAGGUUGGAGGCUGCUGGCUGUCUCAGCCCUUGAGGCCUUGCCAGUGGUGGCAGAGGGUGCACAAGCCCACCCUAGAAGGCAGAGGGGCUCAGCCCUGCCAGCCUGUGCACCAUGUCCCUCCGUGAGCACGCACUGUCCCUGUUCUAUGGCGCUGUGGGCACCAUCCGCCCAGCUCCCAUGCUCAGGAGGGCUCUAAAGCUCCAGAGAGGUGGGUGCCCUCAGCUGCUGGUGAAGGACCAGGCCUUUCCAGUGAAGAGGGACCUGUACCUGGUGGGUUUUGGAAAAGCUGUGCUGGGGAUGGCUGCAGCAGCAGAAGAGAUCCUGGGAGACCACCUCACUCGGGGGAUUAUCAAUGUGCCACUAGGGAUCCAGGAGAGCCUGCAGCGAGCAGGAAUGCAGGAGAUGCUACUGAAGCCACACAGCAAAAUCCAGGUCAUCGAAGGCGCCAAGAACAACCUCCCAGAUGCAGAGGCUCUGAAGGGAGCAGUUGCCAUCCAGGAGCUGGCUGAGGGUCUGACUGCAGAUGACCUGCUCCUUGUGCUCAUCUCAGGGGGUGGAUCAGCCCUACUGCCUGCUCCCAUCCCUCCCAUCCUCCUGGAGGAGAAGGAGAAACUCACAAAGAUGUUGGCUGCCCGAGGAGCUGCCAUACAGGAGCUGAACAUUGUCCGGAAGACUCUGUCCGUGCUGAAGGGUGGAGGGCUGGCCCAGCUGGCACAUCCUGCACAGGUGGUGAGUCUCAUCCUGUCUGAUGUGAUAGGUGACCCCCUGGACAUCAUAGCGAGUGGGCCCACUGCUGCCAGCUCCCACAGUGUCCAGGACUGCCUUCAGAUACUCACCAAAUACAACCUGCUGCACAACCUGCCCAAGUCAGUGCAAACGGUCCUUUCCAGCUCUCCCACCAAGCCCACUGCUCCAGAAAACUACUCCCAUGUUUCCAACAUCAUCCUUGGGUCCAACACAGUGGCUCUGGAAGAGGCCAAACGCCAGGCUGAGGGCUUGGGCUAUGCAGCUCUGGUCCUGAGUGCAGCAGUCCAAGGGGAAGUCGGCCGUGUUGCCACACUGUACUGCCAGCUGAUCCAGCUGCUCUGCCUGGGCUUCACCAGCCUCAGAGAAGGGCCCCUGAGUGAUGAGCUGAGAGGGAAUCUCCUGCAGCUGGCAGCAGAGCUACAGAUUCCAGGAUUGGACCUGGAGGAGUUUCUACAGGCCCUGCGAGGAUUGGGGCCCGACAGACCAGUCUGCAUCCUGGCUGGUGGAGAAACCACAGUCCAGCUCCAAGGAACCGGCAAGGGAGGGAGGAACCAGGAGCUGGCCCUGCAUGUGGGGCUGGGGCUGCACAAGGCUCAGGCCACAGGAGCCAGCAGCCCCCAAGGGAGGUGUGAGAUCCUCUUCCUCAGCGGGGGAACAGAUGGGCAAGAUGGGCCAACCGAGGCAGCAGGAGCCUUCUCCAGCCCAGGGCUGGUGGCUGAGGCACUUCAGGAGGGCCUAGAUGUGGAAGCCUUUCUCAGGAACAAUGACUCCUACACGUUCUUCAGCCAGUUCCAAGGUGGGCGUCACCUCCUGGUGACAGGCUUGACAGGCACCAAUGUCAUGGACAUCCAGGCCAUUUUAAUUAGAGCCAAGGAGAGAUCAUGAAAGCUCUCUCUGCAGAUAUCCAGAUGCACUUAAUUAAGAGCAGGAGUAAAUGAAAGCACCAAUGUUGUGGACAAAUGCAAACUACUUAAAUUAGGGCUCACUGUCGAGUCUGCUAGUGUCUUUGACAGAAAGAAUCCACUAAUUAGACACAUGAGUGCAUGUCCACAGCAAAAACAAGCACUUGUAAUUGGGGGGAAUCAGAGGAAGGUAAGAGGUCACAUUACAGACAAGGAAACUGGAUUUAAAACUUGUGUCUGCUUCAACUAUAGUUAAUUUAAGAGAUAUGGGGAAGUUGAGGCCAUGGCAGGGCUACCGCAGAGAGCCCUUGCUGCACUAUUGCAGUUUCAGUGCCCCCAGCUCAAGAGCAGUGAGGUUUCAGGGGUUCACUGAAGCAAAUUACAGUGACUGAAGGAUAUACAAGCAAGGCCUGCUCACCUGAAGCAUGGAGGUGCUGUAGGGACACCCAGCACCAGGGAACUGAGUCCAGCAGGAUGUACACCUGUACAACCACGCUGGCAGAGAGAAGUUCUUGAUACUGUCUGGGUGACACGAGCAGUGCACAGUGACAAAGAGGAUGACAUACCUUCACUGUGCAGUGCAAGGAUGGGGAUGAAUGAAGUGCAGUGACAAGCCAGCUGUGUGGAGCCCCUCCUCCAGCCUCCCUUCCUCCACAGUGACAUCUUCUGUGCUGGUCCCUGUUGGGAGAGCCUCUGUGCCAGCAGCAUGUAUGCUGUGAGCUUUCAUGGUGUUUUCCAACUGUCUAGAAAACUGUCGUGCAUCCAGUCUGAGCCACUGACCUUUCCUCUGCACUGAGGCAGAAGUCGCUGUCAUUCUGAUUAACUCUGCUAAUUCCACAGAACAAAAGGCAAGGAAACCUUCAUGCUCAGCUCUCCUGACCCAUGCUGCUGAGCUGAUCAAAGGGCAGAUCUGCUGGAGCUGUGCUCUGACUGGGAGCUGCUCCCCCCACAUGCAUGAAGACACGGUGGUUAUCACAUUUUUGUCACCUACUGCAGUGUAGUUAUAUAGGAGAGCAGAGCUGAGCUUGGUUUCCCAGGACAUGGAGCUCACAGUGGGGCUGGAUUUCAGGAGGGCUUUGCCUGCAGCAACAGGCACACUGACGGUUUGGCUGGAUAUUCAAAGGACUACAGCUCAGCAGCCAGUAUGACCCAGCACGUCCAACUCCUUUUGAAUAUCCGUCUGUUUGUUACAGAGCCUAAGUGGGAGCUGAGCUCCUUUGAAAAUCCAGCUCUAAUGUAAUAGGACACGCUUGACUCAGACUCUUUCCAGACAGACCGACCUACUCCGUGUGGCUGAUCUCAUCUCGUGACAUAAAUACACCGUUGUGCCAACACCCCGUGGUGUGUCACUGAACAGUCAGUCGUUCUGCACCCCACUUCAAGGUGGAUCACAGGGUGGGGUUUUGAGGAGGAUGCAAAACCCCCUGUUUUGGUUUUGAAGCCAGUAUCUAACAAGUAGGGAUAUCAGCAGGACCAUCACAGGGCCUGGUGUCAAUGCCAGGCUGGCAGCUGGACUUUCUGGGCUACAGCCCAGGCUCAGAAUAAGGCACAACCCUGGGAAUUUCAAAACCUCAGUCUUGCCCAGUGGCUUAAACUCAUCCAUGCAUCUCAUUUGUCCUUGGAGUCUGAAGGUCUCUGUAACAUGCCUGAACUUGCUCUCACUGGCAAACAGCUCCGAGAUCUGCUGGGGAAAAUCUGCCAAGCAUUAUAGAGCUGGUUGUGCCCCUGUAAUGUCAGGGGGUGGUUGUGCAGAAGCUGCUUGUGCCAUGUUUGUCUCCAGAGGUCACUGGCAGGUUGCCUGCUCCAUGCCCAGCAGGACAGCUCCACGGGGGCACUAACACAGGCAGCAAUACAGCCACAAGUAUGGGCUGCAGCCAGGGUAACUGGGUAAAGCUGGCUCCAUAGCCUGCUGAAUGCUCCCUGGACCACUUUGCUCCAGUGGAGUGCAGAGUGACUCCAGUUUAGAGCUGGGGUGCCUGGCAGAAGGAUCACUUCAGCAGCAGUCCAGUGUGCCAGCCUGGGCACACUGCCACAGGGCCACCAUACCCCCCUGCCCACAGCUCUGCCACAUUGCUGAGCACCUCCCUGGGCUUGGAGCUGCUGCUUGUGCUGCCUCCCAGUCAAUUUCAGAGGACCUUGGGCUAGUGCUGGCUGGCUUCUCCUGGGAAAUGCCUACCCCAGGUAGCCUGAGCAGUGUCCUUGCUUCCUGAAUGGUGGCUUUUCAUAAUGAUUAAAGAGUGUGUGUUGGGGAGGAGAGAAUUCUAAUAAAAGGUUUGUUGAAAGGA
Oenanthe melanoleuca is the source of this 4365-nucleotide messenger RNA. It is a transcript of the gene GLYCTK, whose product is annotated as glycerate kinase. The record is from RefSeq and is a predicted model, not a curated record. Gene Ontology annotation, biological process: protein phosphorylation. Gene Ontology annotation, molecular function: glycerate kinase activity. Gene Ontology annotation, cellular component: cytoplasm. Bases 543 to 2063 code for a protein of 506 amino acids. The transcript has 5 exons. NCBI's taxonomy places the organism in Eukaryota, Metazoa, Chordata, Aves, Passeriformes, Muscicapidae.